AUGAACAAAGCUUUAUUAGGGAAAUGGUUUUGGAAAUGGUUUGAGAAUAAACAGGUGCUUUGGAAACAGAUCAGUUUUUAUAAAUACUAUGAAAGAAAAGAUUGGUCAGAAUUCAUUCAUUCAAAUAGAGGUCAGUUAUCUUAUUUUUGGAAAAAUCUUUUUCUCAAUGUUGACAGUUUCUUAUGCAGUACUCGUGUGGAGGUGGGAGAAGGAAAACAUACUUUAUUUUGGCUUGAUAAAUGGUUAGACUCAUAUACCCUUGCUUCUUUGUUCCCAUCCCUCUUUAUUAUCACUUCCCAUCCUUAUGCUUCAGUUAGCAAUUUGAGGAAAAAAAGGAAUAAUAGCUGGAUAUGGGAUAUUAAGUUCAAGAGGCAAUUGACAGGAAGUUUGGUUUUUCAGUUUUUGAAUUUACUGAAUCUCAUCAAGGAUACAAAAUUUGUUCAAAAAGAAGACAGCAGAAUUUGGUUGUGGGAAACAAAUGGUAUUUUUUCUGUUAAAUCUUUCUAUCAAUUUCUUAUUGAUGGAGGUUUACGUUUUGAUUGUGCAGAUAUCUGGAAGCUUUCCAUUCCUUUAAAAGUGAAAAUUAUGGUUUGGCUAGCUUUAAGACAGAGUUUAAAUACAAAAGAUAUUUUGACUAAAAAAGGAAUUCAGUUGGAGCUGAAUUGUGUUUUGUGUUCUAAAGUUGAAGAGAGUCAUACUCAUUUGUUUAUUGAAUGUGAGUUUGUAUUCUCACUUUGGAAAUCUAUUCAGUUCAAAUUAAAGAUUGGGAAAGACUUCAAAAUGAAAUCCUUAAAAGAAGUUUGGCUUAAUUGGACUGCUGGGGGAAAUAAGGAAUGCAAGAUGAAAAGAGACGUUCUCUUUUGUGCUCUUCUUUGGUGCAUAUGGCAGGAGCGCAAUGAUAGACUCUUUUCUAACAAGAAGAAGAGAGCGUUGGAGAUUUUGAAUAAGAUUAUGAUUUUUUCUACAUUUUGGCUAGGUUCUACAAUCUCAGAUAGAGCGGCCAGAUUGUUAGCAAGAAGAAAGAAGAAGAAUGAGAGACUGGGGGUGAUUCAGCCAGCUGGAGCUACAGGGGAGGAGACCAGUAUCGUGAUUCAACUGGAUUAA
This is a messenger RNA of Asparagus officinalis (garden asparagus), 1104 nucleotides long. RefSeq lists its product as uncharacterized. The record is from RefSeq and is a predicted model, not a curated record. The transcript has a single exon. Bases 1 to 1104 code for a protein of 367 amino acids. Lineage: Eukaryota; Viridiplantae; Streptophyta; Magnoliopsida; Asparagales; Asparagaceae.